AUGGAAAAGAAUCCAUAAAUUUUCACAGAUUAGGAGAUAAAAGAGUAUAAGAGCUAUAAAAACGCAAUAAGAUUGGGAAUUUUUGACUUAUUAAUCUAUAUAGGAAUUGGAGUUUAUCAGACAAGUGCAUUCAGCUAAGCAAAAAAAACUUUGAUAUUCCCCUCAGCCAGAUUUUCUCCAGGUUUAAGUAUGUUACGACUUUUUUUGCUAAAUAUGGCUAUGGCAGAAUACUUAGUCGGUACAUAUCAUCUUUCUUGGCAAAAAUACUAAUUAGGAGAAAAAUAUUUUAGUAAUCUCAGACAUCCUCAUAUUGGGAAUGUUUAAGUAUAGCCCCCAGUGCAAUUCAUCUAAUCAAAUCAAUUUUUACCUUAACAUAGUCAUAGAAGUAUGCUUCAUCAACAACAACAAUAUCAACCAAAAUAAAUCGAUUCAUUGCAACAGUAACAAUAGCAAUAAUAAUAAAUACUUUCUUCUUCAUCCCCAUACAUUUGA
Messenger RNA from Stylonychia lemnae, 492 nucleotides. NCBI's taxonomy places the organism in Eukaryota, Ciliophora, Spirotrichea, Sporadotrichida, Oxytrichidae. The record is from the annotation of a GenBank genome assembly.